AGUUGACUUUGUAUGCGGUUUAUGUUGCUCGUGGUGGAGUUCGGGUUCAGAUAUAGCAUUAAUUGGGGCGCUUUCAUUUCUGUAGCGUUAGUGGUACUUUGCAUGUGUUAAUCUUGAUUAGGUUGCAUUUUCCUUAUUCUUUCUCAAUUAGUUUUUCUAUAAGUGGCUGUUAAAAGUAGAUCUACGGGAUAUUUUUCUUAACUGCAAUUAGUGAUUUGAUUACAAAUUAACUAUAUGCAUGACUCGCACUCACCUGGCAACACGUGUUGCAAGUGCGUAAUAGUUUUAGGUAUGACUGUUACCUUGAUAGAGAUAUAUUUGCAAAUGUAUUCCUUGGAUAUGUACGGUGUUCCUUGUGGCCUUUUUUGGGAGGGGGUGACAGGAUUAUGCACGGGAAUGAUCGAAUAGCGUGGCAAUACCGCUGUCACUGGUGAUAACUAAUGCAAUAACUGGAGAAAAUCACGAGCACCGUGCGCAGUGUUUUUUAUGGCGUGAUAAUGUAUUACGACACGGAGCAUUGUAGCAUAAUUUAUGGCUGUAUGCAAUUAUCGAUGUUAGUUUUGGUUAGCUAUUCAGAAUGUUUGGUUUCCACAAGCCGAAGAUGUACCGAAGUUUAGAUGGCUGCUGUAUCUGCCGGGCCAAGUCUUCCAGUUCUCGAUUUACGGACAGCAAACGCUAUGAAAAAGAUUUCCAGAGCUGUUUUGGCUUGCACGAAACUCGCGCGGGGGACAUCUGCAAUGCUUGUGUCCUUUUGGUGAAAAGGUGGAAGAAACUACCUGCGGGAUCAAAAAAGAACUGGAAUCAUGUGGUUGAUGCCCGUGCAGGACCCAGCAUUAAGACUACAAUGAAGCCAAAGAAACUUAAGUCCCUGUCUUCAAGAAGGCAGAAGUGCAGUCAGAUCAGUAAGCUGCAGAAAGAACUGAAACGGCAAAACUCUGAUGCUCAUAGUACCACAUCGAGUGCUUCCCCAGCUCAGUCUCCCAGUUACAGUAAUCACUCUGAUGACAACUCUGACACAGAGAUGGGUUCCAGGUCCAGCAGAACUCCAGUAUUCUCAUUUCUGGAUCUUACGUAUUGGAAAAGGCAGAAGGUGUGCUGUGGCAUUAUCUACAAAGGACGAUUUGGGGAGGUGCUUAUUGACACUCAUCUUUUCAAGCCAUGCUGCAGUAAGAAGGCUGCUGCAGAAAAGCAGGAGCAGCAAGUGAUCCAGUCUCCCUCCAUCCCUCACAGUGAUGAAUGGUGAACCCCACAUCUGCCCCUCCCCUUUUAUGUAAAUGUGCAGCUAUGUGGACUUGGGCAUCAAACUUGGAAAUACCAAAAUAAUUAUCGGUUUUGAACCCAUGCUAAACUGCCAAAAGACUGUAUAUAUUCGUUCUCACAAACUCUGUAUCUAUAUGUUCUAAAAUAUGUUAAUUUUUUGUUUUUAUAAAAGACCUAAAGACUGUACAUUUUAUGUGGAAAAAAACCUACUGUGGAAUAUUUUUAGCAAAAAGUUUUUGCUGCUGUAAAAGUGCUUUUCAUUUUCAUAGGCUCGCCUUUUUCUACUCCAUGUAAAACUGUCUUGAGAAGAAGAUACUGUAAUGCUGACAUACUGACAAAGAUCCCCUUUUUUUUUCUUCUUUUUCUUCUUCCGGGUAGUUAAAAUAAGUUGGCCAGUAAAGAUUUCAUUAGCGAUAGAGGAAUAAAGGCUUUUUAUUUAUAUCGAUUUGUAUUGGUGAAUAUAUUCACCACUGUGUGUUUUUGUGGUAAGGCCCUAACUUGAAAUCUGUCUGUUCUCUUGCACUUUGUACUGUGCCAUGCUGGGCAUCCCCCCCUCCCUUUUUUUCCCCUCCUUUUGACUGCAGAAAUGUUUCUAAUUCAUUUUAGAAUAAAGUUGUGCUAAACGUAAUGUCUGAUUAAGAGUAGGUCACUGUAAGUUUUGUGGACCUUUUUAGAUUUUUGUGUAUAUAAUGGAAUUUUGAGCCCUGUCUUCUGUUUGUAAUUUUCUGUUUUUAUGUCUAGUUAUGUUGAAAAUAGUGUUAGGGAAUUGGAUAAAAAGGUUUAUGUCAAAAUUUCUUUUUUUUAGAUAACACUAAGUUAACUUGUAUUGUGUAACAAGUGAGUGUUUUGUGACACAGCUGCUAUGCCACAUCUUGUCUGCUGUUGCAGUAUUAUUGGAGCUGGGUUUUCUUAAGAUGGGUUUUUCAUAUUGGCAGACCAUGGUAUUUAGUUAAGACUAAAGGUAUAAGUAGUGGGCAUUCUGUCUACUGCUGUUAUGCUGCAGCAUGUCUGCUAAUGGUAGUAUUAUUGGGAGUACAGUCAUUUUUGAUGGGCUUUUUCAUACUGGCAGACAGAAUUUGAAGUAAGACACAGACAGUUGGUGUCAUGGCAUUUCAUGUGUUUUUCUUUGCAUUUUAAAGAUGAAUCAGAGGUGUAUUUACCCUUCAGGUUGUUAAAUUGGUUUAUUGGUCUUUUGCAGUCUUACUCAUAACAUUUGAAAGUGCCUUGAUCCCCUUUUUUACAUCAGUACAUUUGAUAGGAUUCUGCAUCCGAUGCCAGUAUCAGUUGCAUACUUCAGGAGCUUUGCAGUAUGUUGUUUUGUGAGGGCUUAGUAUGUUGUGCAUCAGAUGGACUGCUUGGCCCAUCAGGUCUGCAGAUAUUCUUUUGCUGCAUUCAGGUUAAUGUCCCACUGAAUUAAAAUGCCUUUCACUAGAAUUUCUUUUAUUUUUUUUAAUUCUCAAAAUUGCUCCAUUUGUCUUCCAGUGUCCUUCAGAUACUUCUUCCUUUGUCAUUAGGUUAAUUGAACAUUUGUGUCCUUGUCAACCAGGUUCUCCUGAGACUGCUUUUAGUUUUUUUUUUUUUUUUUUUUUUUAUGUACUUUGCACCAUUUGAGAUGUUAUAGCUGCUCUGUCUUAAUGUCCAGUACCAUUCUCUCUCUCUUUGGAAUGCUUUACAACAUUGUGUUGGGUCUCCUUUUUUUAUUUCUUUACUGAUCUGUGUUUCAGUUGCUUGGACUUCUGAGCUGUCCUACUUCUUCAAAUAGAACCGUAUGCAUUUUGUUUGUAUGUUGCAAGUUCUCCAUAUUGCAGAAUACAGCAGUCAAAAAAACUUUUUAUACUGGGAUAUAGAAGUAUUAAUUCUGUAGUUUAAUUCUUUCACCCAGUUUCCUGUCAUUUUCAUAGUGUACCCCUGCAAACUUGUGAGCUGUAAUGUACUUAAAUCAUGAGACCUUUAAUUGUGCAUUUUCUUUUCAAAUAUGAAAUUUUAAUCUUUGCUUUGAUACUGGGUGCUUUUACAAUACUAUUUGCAUCAUUGUCCCACUUUCUUUGACAAUAACUGCAACUUUGUGUGUAGAGAGGUUAAAAGUACAUACCGCCUUAAAUAAUUCUGUGUAGAAGGAUUUUUUUUAUGCUUUGUGAACCAUAACAUGGAGCUAGACACAUUAGUGCCUGCCUGAGUCUAGUCAGAUCAGUCUUGCCAUAUUAAGACUGAAUGUGUGUGCAUCUAAUGGGGCUUUUAUUUUAUAGUAGUGCUACUAAAUAUUCUGUGCACUAAAGCAGUAUAUGUGGGAGUUGUUAACUUGCAUUAAUUUUUGUGCUUAGCUUGUAUAUUGAAGGAGGUGUGAACAGGAAUGACUUCACUCGUUUGUGUGUAGACCCUCUCCAGUACUCGGAAAUUCAUAUGUGGCCACCAUUCUGUCGUAUGCUGAAUAAUUAAGCAACAGUAUUAUGAAGGGCUUUGUUUGCACUGUAAAACUGUUUGCAAACAUCAGAAAUUUUUGUUUUUUGUUUUUUUGUAUAUUUUAUUAUGGGGAAAAUGGCUUUGAGCAGAAUAAAUUUUGAACUCGUCUGGUACGAGAAGAAUCGUGAUAUCUGAAAGCUUAGUAUCUCCUAUGCAAGGCAGGAACAUUUGCCAGCCUGCAUUUGCUCAUUGUUUAUACCCCGUACAUAGUGAUAAAUUUUUUUGUACCCGUUUCUACUAUUGUUUCACUUUUUCUGCUUAUUUGAAAAAUGCAGGUGUUAUAAUAUGAAAUGCAUGCCAUACUGUUUGUGUGGCACUCAUUAGUUUAAGGCAUAGAGCUGUUAAAUGACUGAACUGCUAUUAAAGGUCCUUAUUUUUCCUGAAUUGCUACUUUUUUUUUUUUCCAAAACGUAUGCCAUUUAAAAAAUGAUUGUGUGUUGGGGUGACCCAACACUGACCUGGCUUCACUGAACAGACAAGUCUGUGUUUAAAUAAUUUUGUUAAAUCCCUUGUAAACAUACCGCCUUUCUUCAUUGCAUAUUUGUCUCUCUAAGAGAAGCUUUUUGUGACAGGAGGAUCUUCCCACCUUACCAUAAAAACACAGUCCCCCUGCUCUUUGUUUUUUCAAACAUUUUGACUGCUGUAGAGAACCAUAAUUUCAAAAUAACAAUUCUUGUCUGGCUUAUUUUUUUUCCAGCAUGGUCAGUCCCUGUGUUGGAUUUGUGUUCAUUUUGGGUAGCAGUUUUAGUUCUGGAAUAUACUGUAAUAUGAAGCCUUACUUGUUUUGUAUUUAUUAUUUAUUUAUUCCUACAAUUCAGCCACUGACAGCAUUUCCAGCCCUGCCUUUGUAGUUAUUUUGUAGUCUCACAGGAUGUAUGUAGUCGUGCACUUUUUUAUUGUAGUAAAAAAGAUUUAUGGAGCCUGUUUUUUGUACUUUUUAUACUGUUCAUAUUCUUGUAAUCCUAUUUUUACUAGAUAUUAAAUAAAAGUUAGCCUUAUUUAA
Molecule: messenger RNA, 4723 nt
Organism: Protopterus annectens (West African lungfish)
Lineage: Eukaryota; Metazoa; Chordata; Ceratodontiformes; Protopteridae
Gene: SINHCAF
Product: SIN3-HDAC complex associated factor
Exons: 6
Coding region: 578-1243 (221 amino acids)
Biological process (GO): negative regulation of cell migration
Source: RefSeq, a predicted model, not a curated record